AAUAACUGAGAGGUUAUAUCGUUAUCGUCAAUACGUAAUCAUGUAUAGUAAAAUAUGUAAAUAAAAAAUAAUUUUAUAGUUACAUAGCCCGCAUAUAAUCAGAACAAUAUGUUGCUAAGUUUCAUUCGAAUUACUAAACCAUUUCCAAAGCCUAAUCUAUUCUCAAUCACUUACACGUUGUCGCUGCGAUACAACCUAAAACUCUUUACAGUUGGCGUAACGAAAAUGAGUCGACCAAAAGUUUUAAUUACUCGCUCAGAUAUUCCGCGUCCUGGAUUUAAUUUAUUAAAAGAGGAAUGUGACAUUGUCCUAUGGGAAAGACCAAAACCAAUACCUAGAUCUGUAUUACUGUCGAAAAUACAAAAUGUUGAUGGAGUUUAUUGUGUACUGACAGACAAAAUAGAUGAUGAAGUCUUAGAUGCUGCUGGACCACAAUUAAAAGUAAUUGGCACUAUGUCAGCUGGAUUAGAUCACCUAGAUUUAAAAGCUUUAAGAAAGAGAAACAUCAAAGUUGGUUACACUCCUGGAAUUUUAACAGAUGCAACAGCUGAAUUAACUGUAGCAUUAUUGCUAGCUACUUCUAGAAGAUUAAUGGAAGCAUACAAAGCUGCUUACACAGGAGAAUGGGAAGCAUGGUCACCUAUUUGGAUGUGUGGUUCUGGAUUAUCUGGAUCUACAGUUGGGAUAGUAGGAUUAGGUCGGAUAGGUACACAAGUUGCAAAAAUCCUCAAAAGCUUUAAUACUGCUAAAAUAUUAUAUACAAGUAGAACUAUUAAACCAGAAGCAUCUAAAUUUGGAGGGGAAAAAGUAGAACUCAAUGAACUACUUGAAAAAAGUGAUUUUGUAAUAGUUACGACAGCAUUAAUACCAGAAACACGACAAAUGUUUAAUAAAAGCACAUUUAGUAAAAUGAAAAGAUCUGCUAUAUUUAUUAAUGUUAGUAGAGGAGAAGUUGUUGAUCAGUCUGCUUUGAUAGAAGCUUUAAAAGAAGGAACAAUUGGAGCAGCUGGAUUAGAUGUUAUGACUCCAGAGCCCAUUCCACUCGACAGUGAACUAUUAAAAUUGAAUAAUUGUGUAAUACUACCUCAUAUUGGUAGUGCUACCACAGAAACGCGGGAAGAAAUGUCAAGAAUUACUGCCAGAAAUAUUUUGGCAGUUUUGAAAGGAAAACCAGAUCAAAUGCCUAGUCCUCUUGAACUAUAAGUACAAGUUUUGUGUAAUAAAAUUUAUGAAUUAUAACUGUACUAUUCAUAAAUUCAAAACAUUUGUUAAUAUUUUGUAUUUAUAUGUAUAAUCUACAAAUCAAUUUAUAAAACUUAAAAGUAUAUAGCACUUGUGAAAUUCUCUAAAUUAUAUUGUUAUUGAUUAGUAGCCAAUUAGCCAAGUUUGCUUCCAUCAAAUACAUAUAAAACGCUUGGUAGUGUACUUUGUAAAGAAAUUUAUGUGAAUUUGGUGCCAAGACUUUGCUGAAAGAAGA
Megalopta genalis is the source of this 1477-nucleotide messenger RNA. RefSeq names its product glyoxylate reductase/hydroxypyruvate reductase. The record is from RefSeq and is a predicted model, not a curated record. Gene Ontology annotation, cellular component: cytosol. NCBI's taxonomy places the organism in Eukaryota, Metazoa, Arthropoda, Insecta, Hymenoptera, Halictidae. Gene Ontology annotation, molecular function: hydroxypyruvate reductase (NADH) activity; glyoxylate reductase (NADPH) activity; NAD binding.